AUGUCGGAAACCAACCCCCCUCGUGUGUCCUUCAGCGACAAGGACCUCGAGAACGGUGCNCCCAACAACGACCGCGCCGCCUCCCGCAAGUGGUCUACCGCNCCCAGUGCCAUCGAGGACCUCGACGAGUACACUGCUCUCCAGAAGUACAUCUCCACUUACCGCGACCCCAAGGAGAAGGCUGCCGAGGAGGCCGAUGGCGAGGGUGCCACCAGCAAGCCCAAGAAGUCUUGGCAGUUCUGGAAGAAGGGCAGCACCGCUGGUGGCUCUGGCGAUGAGAUGACCGUCCCCGAGGACUGGCUCGAGGCCGACAUCAGACAAGGUAUCUCGAACCACGACGUCGAGUCCCGCCGCAAGAAGUUCGGCUUCAACGAAAUCUCCUCCGAUAAGGAGAACCUCUUCAUUAAAUUCUUGUCAUUCUUUACUGGCCCUAUUCUUUAUGCAGGUCUGCGUGAUUGGAUCGAUUUCGGUGUCAUCAUCGGUAUUCUCAUGCUCAACGCCAUUGUCGGUUGGUACCAGGAGAAGCAGGCUGCCGAUGUCGUCGCCUCGCUCAAGGGUGAUAUCGCCAUGAGAACCACUGUCGUCCGCAAUGGUCAGGAGCAGAACAUCCUCGCCCGUGAGCUCGUCCCCGGUGACAUUGUCAUCAUCGAGGAGGGUUCUACCGUUCCCGGAGACGCCCGUCUUAUCUGUGACUACGAUGCCCCUGAGGACUUCGCCAAGUACAAGGAGCUCCGUGAGCAGCACGCCUUGAACCCCGAGGAGGACCCCGCUGGCUCUGAGGAGGGUGAGGGUGAGGAGACCGGUAUCGCCCACCAGGGCCACCCCAUCGUCGCCACUGACCAGUCUGCCAUUACCGGUGAAUCUCUCGCUGUCGACAAGUACAUGGGCGACGUCGUCUACUACACCACUGGUUGCAAGCGCGGAAAGGCCUACGCCGUCCUCGUCACCUCUGCCAAGCACUCUUUCGUCGGUCGCACUGCUACUCUCGUCGCUGGUGCCAAGGACCAAGGUCACUUCAAGGCUAUCAUGGACUCUAUCGGUACGGCUCUUCUCGUCCUCGUCAUGUUCUUCAUUCUCCUGUCCUGGAUCGGUGGUUUCUUCCGCAACCUUGGCCUCGCUACCCCCGAAUGGUCUGAGAACACUCUCCUCAAGUACGCUCUUAUCCUCNNCCUGAUUGUUGGUGUCCCCGUCGGUCUUCCCGUCGUUACCACCACCACUCUCGCCGUCGGUGCCGCCUACCUCGCCGAGCAGCAGGCUAUCGUCCAGAAGCUCACUGCCAUCGAGUCCCUCGCUGGUGUUGACAUUCUCUGCUCUGACAAGACCGGUACUCUCACUGCCAACCAGCUUUCUAUUCGUGAGCCUUUCGUCGCCGAGGGCCAGGACGUCAACUGGAUGAUGGCCGUCGCCGCUCUCGCCUCUUCCCACAACAUCAAGUCCCUCGACCCCAUCGACAAGGUUACCAUCCUUACCCUCAAGCGUUACCCCAAGGCUCGUGAGAUACUCAAGGAUGAGUGGAAGACCGAGAAGUUCACUCCUUUCGACCCCGUCUCCAAGCGUAUCACUGCUAUCUGCACUCUCCGUGGUGACACCUACACUUGCGCCAAGGGUGCCCCCAAGGCUGUUCUUAACCUGACCGACUGCGACAAGNNGGAGACCGCCGACCUCUUCAGAGACAAGGCUACCGAGUUCGCCCGCCGUGGUUUCCGCUCUCUCGGUGUUGCCUACAAGAAGAACGACGAGCCCUGGAUCCUCCUCGGUAUGCUUUCCAUGUUCGACCCUCCCCGUGAGGACACUGCCCAGACCAUCAUCGAGGCUCAGCAGCUUGGUGUUCCCGUCAAGAUGCUUACUGGUGACGCUAUCGCUAUUGCCAAGGAGACUUGCAAGAUGCUUGCUCUCGGUACCAAGGUUUACAACUCUACUAAGCUCAUCCACGGUGGUCUCUCCGGUGCUGCCCAGCACGAUCUCGUCGAGAAGGCUGAUGGUUUCGCUGAGGUCUUCCCCGAGCACAAGUACCAGGUCGUCGAAAUGCUCCAACAGCGUGGUCACUUGACUGCCAUGACUGGUGACGGUGUCAACGACGCUCCUUCGCUCAAGAAGUCUGACUGUGGUAUCGCUGUCGAGGGUUCCACUGAGGCUGCCCAGGCUGCCGCCGAUAUCGUCUUCCUUGCUCCCGGUCUCUCUACCAUCGUCUACGCCAUCAAGACUGCCCGCCAGAUCUUCCAGCGUAUGAAGGCUUACAUUCAGUACCGUAUCGCUCUGUGCUUGCACUUGGAACUCUACCUCGUCACCUCCAUGAUCAUCAUCAACGAGACCAUCCGUGUCGACCUCAUCGUCUUCAUCGCCCUGUUCGCUGAUUUGGCCACCGUCGCCAUUGCCUACGAUAACGCUCACUCCGAGCAGCGUCCCGUCGAGUGGCAGCUUCCCAAGAUUUGGAUCAUCUCCGUCAUCCUCGGUGUUCUUCUUGCCACCGGUACCUGGAUCGUCCGUGGUACUCUCUUCCUUGAGCGUGGUGGUAUUGUCCAGAACUUCGGUUCCGUCCAGGAGAUUCUCUUCCUUGAGGUUGCCCUUACUGAGAACUGGCUCAUCUUCGUUACCCGUGGUGGCAAGACCUUCCCCAACUGGCAGCUCAUCCUCGCCAUCCUCGGUGUUGACGCUCUCGCCACUAUCUUCUGUCUCUUCGGUUGGUUGUCCGGCGACCCCCAGAACACUUCCNNCCCUCCUUCCGCCUUCUUCAAGAACGAGCGUCUCGAUGGCUGGACCGACAUUGUCACCGUCGUUGUCGUCUGGGCUUACUCCAUUGGUGUUACCAUCAUCAUCGCCAUUGUUUACUUCCUCCUUAACCAGAUCACUUGGCUCAACAACCUUGGUCGCAAGGACCGUAACAUGCACGACACCAAGAUGGAGAACAUCAUCGCUGCUCUCUCCAAGAUCGCCCUCGUUCACGAGAGNGAUGAUGCCACCGGUGGUGACCGCUGGCUCCUUGCCGCCAAGACUGAGGACGAUGAUGAGGAUUAG
This is a messenger RNA of Aureobasidium musti, 3015 nucleotides long. The record is from the annotation of a GenBank genome assembly. NCBI's taxonomy places the organism in Eukaryota, Fungi, Ascomycota, Dothideomycetes, Dothideales, Saccotheciaceae.